AUGACUCAACAAGAGGGAUAUAGCUCUGACGCUCUCCAAGAAGGCAAUCUCCAUCACCCAUCAUGGCCUGAACGCUGGUCACAUCCGGAAUUUACCGGUCCCCUUCGAGACCUCCGGAAGCGCUGGUGCGAGCAGCCCUGGUAUAAACAUAACACCCGCCGUUCUGUUAGGUUUAUCAAAUGGCUUAGUUGUUUACCCUGGGGCUUUGUGAUCUACCGUACUGUUUACACGGCGGAAUCCGACCGGCUCUGGUCUUCCUGCCUCGCCAAAAUCGACCGUUACGUGCACUGGAGUAUUGGAAAUUUCUACGAAAAGAGAUAUCCGGACAGCGACCCUUUUCCCGAGAAGUUUGUGCAGGAAACCUACAAGAAUCUUGUUUUCGCGGAUCGAGAGCGAUGGGAGGGGGCGUCCCUUGAACAGAUCCGUGCGGAUUUCAAACAAUAUUCAGAGUCUCUUGGGAUGGAAGAUGGGUCGCAUAUUCCAUGGUCGCAGGCCUGUCUCGUUAUAGACGAAUCAUGCUUGAACUCGAUUGUAAGUGCCUUCGAAGAUCCGGAGGAGAGUGCAAAUUGGGGAGGGCCUCAGAGAGGGUUUGUGAUCGAGAAGGGUGGGUAUAUCAUGUUGAAGCCGUUUGUGGUGAUGGUCGACCCUACUUUUGAACCGGGGGAGAGCUAUGACACGCCUGGGUACCAAGGGUACAUGCGCGUUGAACUUGACGAUAUUUGGGAGGCAGCGGUUCAGUUGUGUCUCUCCACGGUGCAGGAGAUGUGUCCUAAUGUGACCCCUGCUGAUAUGAUCCCGGUUUACGAUGGAGGAAGCGGAUAUUUGGUUAAUGUGUGA
Messenger RNA from Penicillium daleae, 837 nucleotides. RefSeq lists its product as uncharacterized. The transcript has a single exon. The record is from RefSeq and is a predicted model, not a curated record. Lineage: Eukaryota; Fungi; Ascomycota; Eurotiomycetes; Eurotiales; Aspergillaceae. Bases 1 to 837 code for a protein of 278 amino acids.